ACGCGGAAGAGAACAGUCGCUGAACUCUGCGGUCGGUUACGCUUCUGCUAACUACGGGGUCAUAAUGUGGCUCAGUGUAGCGAUCGUUUCUGUCGCCUUGCUCUUAUUUAUAUUUAAAUAUGUCUUCGGCAGCUCCGGGCCCAAUCCCUUCGAGGCGGACACUCGUGAGCCGUUGAAAAAGAUGGUUCUCAUCAAGAAAGAGAAAAAUAAAGUGCUGAAGCAAGGUUUUGUGGCCAGUAAAGUCCCUGACAACCUGGAUGCCAUCAUCAUCGGCAGUGGGAUCGGUGGGCUCGGACUCGCGGUGCUGCUGGCCAAAGUGGGAAAGAAAGUCCUGGUUCUGGAGCAGCACGAUCGGGCCGGUGGAUGCUGUCACACAUUCACAGAGAAGGGCUUUGAGUUUGAUGUUGGAAUCCACUACAUCGGUGAGCUGCUGGACCACAAGCCGUUCCGCUGCAUGCUGGACCAGAUAACCAACGGACAGCUGCAGUGGGAGCCUCUGGAGAAUCCGUUCGACCACGUAGUUCUGGGACCUCCAGAGAACCGCCGCCAGUACCCCAUCUACAGCGGCAAGAACCGCUUCCCCGAUGAACUGAAGAAGUGUUUCCCUGGAGAGGAGAAGGCCAUCGACGAGUACCUGAGGCUGAUUAAGAAAGCCAGUCGAGGUGUUUGGCUCCUCGCUCUGCUGAAGCUCUGCCCCGCCCCCUUGGCUAAGUUCCUGGUCUACAGCGGCCUGGCCAAACAUCUGUCCUUCUUCUUCAAAAUGGCCUCCCGCAGCCUGACAGAGGUGGUCAAUGAACUGACGGAGAACAAAGACCUCCGGGCUGUUUUCACCUACAUCUUUGGCACCUACGGUAACAUGCCAAAAGAGGCCAGUUUCUCUAUGCACAGCUUGCUGAUUUCUCACUACCUGAAUGGCGCCUGGUACCCUAAAGGCGGAGCCACUGAAAUUGCAUAUCACAUGAUCCCCAUCAUCGAGAAGGCAGGCGGUGCUGUCCUAGUUCGAGCCCCAGUUAACCGAAUCUUGUUCAAUGAUGCCAAGGAAGCUUGUGGUGUGAGCGUCAUGAAAGGUCAGGAGGAAGUCCAUAUCCGUGCCCCGAUGGUCAUCUCCAACGCUGGGAUCUUCAACACCUACCAGAAGCUGCUGCCCAAAGAGCUUCAGGCCAUGCCAGCCAUCCAGAAGCAGCUCAGUAUGAUGAAGAACGGUGAAGGUGGCCUGAGUGUUUUUCUGGGUCUGAACGGAACCAAGGAGGAGCUGGGCUUGAAAGCAAACAACUUCUGGAUCUUUGCUGAGAACAACUUUGAUGAACUGGUGGAGAACUAUUUAAAUAGGCCGAGGGAAGAGGCUGCUAAAAACAUACCCCUGCUAUUCGUGGCCUCUCCAUCAGCUAAAGAUCCAACCUGGGAGGAAAGAUCACCAGGCAAGUCCACCUUGAGUCUGGUCAGCUUUGCCAAGUACGAGUGGUUUGAGGAGUGGAAGGACGGCAAAGUGACGAACAGAGGGGCCGACUACAAAGAGCUCAAACAGACUUUCAUCGACUCUGUUGUGGAGGUGGUUAUGAGCAUCUACCCUAAGAUAACCAGAGACAAGAUUGAGUAUGUUGAUGCUGGAACCCCCAUCACAAACACGCACUACAUCGGAGCCCCCAAAGGUGAAAUCUACGGAGCAGAUCAUGGCAUCGCCCGGUUCAGCCCUGAACUCAACGCUACAGUGAGACCUCAGACUCCACUGAAGAACCUCUAUCUGACAGGCCAGGAUGUGUUUGUGUGUGGCUUUGCCGGCGCGCUCGCUGGAGCUCUCUCCUGCGGCUCGGUCAUUCUCAACCGCAACCUCCAUCUGGACGCCAUCGCCCUGGCAAAGAAAAGAAAAUUUAUUGACAGCAAACUUAAAGGGGAGUAACUGCCUGAUAAUACUCAGCUGAGUGGCCGUUAAAUACCGUAAUUAACCAGUUGCUGGUUCUCACAACAAACAGCGCAAAGACUUCCAGAUUUCUAAAAUAACACAUGGACUCGUACCACAGCUAAACUGUGCCACUGCUUUGGCAUAUUAAUACCUACACUUACUGGUGUACCUCAGUUUUGUUAAAUUGAGAGUAAUACAAGACAUGGGAUGUUUCAUGUCUGAGUAAUGAGGCCGUUGAGCUUUCAGUCGACCUGCAUGUGUCAAAUCUAACAUGACCUCAUACAAAUGCCUUUGUAAAUCAUUCACUGUGUUUAAGCUGAUACACUGUUGUGUAGUGUUUGUUAACCUACCUUUGCACUUAACUUUCUGCCUAAUUAUGCCAUUGGUUUGGUUUGCAGUUUUUAAAAGGUUGACAAAGAUUCUUCCCUUUUGAUAUGAA
Molecule: messenger RNA, 2339 nt
Organism: Toxotes jaculatrix (banded archerfish)
Lineage: Eukaryota; Metazoa; Chordata; Actinopteri; Toxotidae
Gene: retsat.2
Product: retinol saturase, tandem duplicate 2
Exons: 11
Coding region: 65-1897 (610 amino acids)
Biological process (GO): small GTPase-mediated signal transduction
Molecular function (GO): all-trans-retinol 13,14-reductase activity; GDP-dissociation inhibitor activity
Source: RefSeq, a predicted model, not a curated record